AUACCCGGUGAGGCACAGAGCACUUGAGCUAUUUCAGCCACAUGAAAAGCAUCGGAAUUGAGAUCACAGCUCAGAGGACACCGGGCAUCCCUUCCACCCUCCAAGAAGGCUUGUAUUCUUGCACCUGGCUGCUUGGGGCUUUCCUUAGGCAGUAAACAAAUAAAUAAAGCAGGGAUAAGACUGCGUAAAGAUGUCGAAACAGCCAGUUUCCAAUGUCAGAGCCAUCCAGGCAAAUAUCAAUAUCCCAAUGGGAGCUUUUCGGCCAGGAGCUGGGCAACCCCCCCGAAAAAAAGAAUUUACUCCUGAAACGGAGGAGGGUGCUCCUCCCACCUCGGAAGAGGAGAAGAAGCCAAUUCCAGGAGCAAAGAAACUUCCAGGACCUGCCGUCAACCUAUCGGAGAUCCAGAAUAUUAAAAGUGAACUGAAAUACGUCCCCAAGGCUGAACAGUAGUUGAAAGAAAAAAGGUUUGAUGUGAAGAAUUGAAGAGAAAGAAUGGAUUCAAAUGAAUAUGGCUCACUAAAAAAUUUUAUAUAUUUGUAUGAAGAUUAUGAAUCUCCUGAAUGCCUCAGACUCUAAAAGAAAUGUUCUAUUUGUAUAUUUAUAUCUUUUCCUUCUAGUUGGCUGCAUUUCUUAAUUUGUCUUCAUUUUUGGCACCUUGCAGAGCAAACCAGCCCAUGAAUUCACCACUUGGAGGGUGUAGUUUUGAGGAAGGAUAUGAUUUUUUGGAGAGGGGUAAGAAAAUGUGCAUAACAAUGAUUUUGAUUAGAACUUCUGUAAGCUACUUCCCACAAUAUUUUGGUCAAUAUUUGGAAUGUAUUUUAGUUCUUCACCUUUUAAAUUAUGUCAAUACACUUUUUACGAGUUCAAAUAAAUACUUGAGUAAACGAAAAUGUGAAUCCAGACUAAAUUAAUUUUCAUAUCCUCAGAUAGUUGCAUAUUCCCAAACAAGAAGAGAAAUGAGAUGUAAGAGACAGCCAAAUGCCACAUUGCCUAAGUGGGGGC
Loxodonta africana (African savanna elephant) is the source of this 1003-nucleotide messenger RNA. It is a transcript of the gene SMPX, whose product is annotated as small muscle protein X-linked. The record is from RefSeq and is a predicted model, not a curated record. Gene Ontology annotation, cellular component: muscle tendon junction; M band; costamere. Bases 191 to 451 code for a protein of 86 amino acids. The transcript has 5 exons. NCBI's taxonomy places the organism in Eukaryota, Metazoa, Chordata, Mammalia, Proboscidea, Elephantidae.